GCUCCAGCCAGCAGCAGCAUCGAGCUAACAAGUCUUUGUGAGGAGAGAGAGAGAGAGAGAGAGAGAGAAAGAAAAAGGAAGGGGGGUGCAGAGCAGAGCAGGAGAGAAUCAGACUGCGAGAGAGCUGACAGCAUGAGCAUAGGAUGAGGGUGCAAAGGGAAAACGCAUAAGAUAGAUAGACAGAGGCAGAAGUGCUCAGUGCUGCACAAUAGUGCCAGAGGCUGCUGGAAAGAGAGAGAGAGAGAGAGAGAGAGAGAGAGAGAGAGAGAGAGAGAGCAGGCAUCAUGGCAGCGCUCACUGCAUCAUCACGACACAUGGGGAUGUUUGGCUGCUGCUGGUGAACACUGUGUGAUGCAGAGGAGAGAGUCGAGGACUUCCUGGAAACCAAAGGCAAGACAAGGAAACAGGUGUGACGAGUGGGAGGAGCCACAUGAUGAGUGGGAUCUUAAAGAGGAAACUUGAGGAGGGUCCGUCCCCUUACCUCUCCCUGCAGGGGUCUGAUGAUGAUGAGGUUUCCUGCAGCGACAGCGGCAACAGCAGCGAUAGUCUCAACCAUCCCGUCCCCUCCGGACUGCUGGACUCUUCCCUCCAGCAGCAGUCGAAGCGACUUCGGGGCCGCAAUGUGCACUUUGAGAGCGUGACGGUCUACUACUUCAACCGGCGGCAAGGCUUCACCAGCGUGCCCACGCAGGGUGGCAGCACCCUGGGGAUGUCGCCGCGUCACAGUGGGGUGAAGCGCUUCACCCUCAGGGAGUUUGCCAUGGAGCAGAAAAGGAGCCACCGCAACAUGCUGAAGGAUCAUCUCAAGGAGGAGAAACUAAAUGCCAUCAAACUCAGACUGACUAAGAAUGGCACCGUCUCAUCUGUGGAGGCAGAUACCCUGACACUGGAUGACAUCUCCGAGGAUGACCUGGAUGUGGACAACACAGAGGUGGACGACUACUUCUUCCUCCAGCCUCUGACUACCAGGAGGCGCCGUGCUCUUCUCCGCGCCUCGGGGGUCCGACGCAUCGAUGUGGAGGAGAAGCACGAGCUGCGUGCCCUCCGCAUGUCCCGGGAGGAGUGUGGGUGCCGCUGCCGUGGGAUAUGUGACCCAGAGACUUGUGCUUGCAGCCUGGCCGGCAUUAAGUGCCAGGUAAAUGGAACUGUGGUGGACCGCAUGUCCUUUCCUUGUGGCUGCACUAAAGAAGGCUGCAGCAACACCACGGGACGGCUGGAGUUCAACCCGGUCCGGGUGCGCACCCACUUCCUGCACACCAUUAUGAAGCUGGAGCUGGAGAAGAGCCGCGAGGAGCAGCAGCAGCAGCCGGAGCAGCAGCAGCAGCAGCUUGUAACCAAUGGCAACGGUUACCAUGGAGACUCCUCCUUGGUCCAGCAGCAGCAGCAGCAGCAGCCGAACCUGCAGUUUCCACUGAUGAGUGGCACGCCGCACAUUCCCAUCAUGCACCUCCAGAACACAGGCGACACAGAUUCACAUCUAGAUGAAGAGGAGGAAGAGGAGGAAGAGGAGGAGGAGGAGGAAGAGGAGGAUGAGGAAGACGACGAGGAUGAUGAGGCAUAUGAGGAAGAUGAGGACGGCAGCAGCGUUUGCAGCGGGCUGUCGGACUGCAGCACACACAGCUUAGAAACAAUCGACCCUGAGGACGGAGAGGAGGAUGAGGAGGAUGAAGAAGAUGAUGAGGAGGAGGAAGAGGAGGAAGAGGAGGAAGAUUGGGAUUGUUCAUUACACGGAACAAGUCCUCCGCCUUACUCUGUUCCACUUCCUUCUGUGCUGAGUUACUCUAACACCACGCUCAUGAGCCUCAGUAACCCCUUCCACAACACUCCCUCCAUGCAGCAUUAUCAGAUAGACAGCUCUGUAAAUGACACUCCUGCUUUUCUCAGUGAAAAUGUCACUGUUACUCCCACGCUGCCCACAGUAGAGUCUGCAUUAGAGUCAGAAAUAAACACAGAACUCCACUGCCGAACAUUCCCCGACCCCACGGAGUCCCUGGCGCUCCAAACUUGCUCACAUGUAGACCCCCGUGAGACUCACGCUGCGCCUGCCGGUGCGGCCGACGAACAGCCGCUCUCCACAGACUCCCAGAACAAUCCAGACGACAGUGACUCACAGACUGGGGCUUCAGCUGGGUCUGUGGAGCAGACAGGAGAGGAAGUGAGAGAGCCAUUACAGGGGCAGCUGCAAAUGCAAGGAGCUUUGCCUGAUGAAAAGACAGACACCUCUUGCUCAGAGUGUGUCUGAUGAUUCAAAUGCUUUAGAGAGGGAUCAGUUGUUAUUUGGAAAUCUUUAUUCAAGAAUUGUGACCUUCAACCGUCAGAGUUUGAUUUAUUCUUGAUAAGUGCACUUCCAAUGAAGACAGAUUUUAACACAGAAGGCUCAAAGAGGUGAUCUAAUUUUAUCUCAUUUUGUCUCUAAACCUUUUCAAAAUUAUUGGUUUAGAUAAAUUACUAUAGAACUAUAACGUUGUCACUGAUACAGAUCAAUAAAACGGUGUUUCUGUGGGUUACUUGUAACUACACGGAGUAUCAUUUUUGCCCUGUUAUAGUCUUUGAUUAGCAUGUUUUCUGGUUGUGACUGGCAUCUAUGACAAAUCUAUAAGAUUCUGAGGUGCUUGUAUUGUUUCACUAUUUUCCAUUGUGCUGGUGUCUCAUUAUUGCUGCUAAUCGUUCUUAAAUGCCUGUCUGUAUAGCAUGUGUUCAUUUUACCUAAGCUGUUCCAAGUCUCAUACAAACUGUAAAAUGAUAAAUGAUGUCACCGGCAACACACUGACAUGCAUAUAAAUGAUGACCAACAUAAUUCAUUUAUAAUUCAUGCAACCAGUCUUUUUUGUUUCUCUUUUGUGCCCUCUUUUUAGCCAUGCUAGCAUUGUAGCAAAAUCUUUGGUCCAGCAAGUAUUGGAUGGACUGCUUUAAAUUUGGCACAUACAUUUAUGUUCCCCACAGAGGGAAUUUGAGUAACAUUAGACAUCCCUUGAAGUAGCUAUAAAGUAGCUAGCUGACUAGCUCCUGUCAGCUUUACACGGCUUUUUAGCAUUUUUAUUUUUUCUUUACAGCCCACAUUUUUACUGCCCUCAUAGCAUUAGCUGCAGCAGGCACAUUUUAGCAAAAAAGCUCUGAAAAAUUCAUUGUAUGCUAGCACGGUUAGCAACCUGCUUGUGAAGAAAGUGGAGCAUUUAGCAGCUAAAGAGCCAGAUAUUUCCCUCAGGGGCUAGUGAAGACCAAAACAGAGCUAAAAGGAGAGUGAAUGUGGACACAAAUACAACUAAAAAUGAAUGCUAACGCUACUUCUAUCUGCUGGUUGUGUCAAUAGCUUGCUGUUAGCUAACACAUUAGCAAUUUAAACUUAAAAUGUGAUUUCAGUAUUGUGUACGCAGCUUACAAAUUGAACUAUUCAUCCAGAACCAUCACUGCGUCAUAAUUUCACUUUGUCCAAUACUUACGACAUUCCCAUGUACAUUCAUUUAGCACUAAUUAGCAAAUGUUAAUACUUACAUGCUAAAUAGGGAGAGUACGCAGUCUGCUGAACAUCAGCACGUUAGCAUUGUCAUUGUGACGAUAUUAGCAAACGGACAUUAGCAUUUAACCCCCUGCUUCAACCUUGUCACGUUUAAAAAGGAAAUGAUACUGUAAUGUGAAAUGCUGCUAAUACGAUACCAACAAAGUAUUCAGUUAAAGCACAGAGUAACAAGUCAUGCUAAACCUAGCUGUCGUUGACACAGUUCAUCUCUCAUUUUUAGGGACAACAUGACAAUGUUGCUCUGCCAGUAAUUUCUCAUUCUAACAUCUUUCCUGUUUCUUUUGUCUUUCUUUUCUCUCAAACAUCACAUUCACCACCUCUUUGGUGUUAAGCUCAUCUAUGUGCCAACACACUUAUUAAGACAAAGAAAAACAUUUGUCUGUGCAUGUUAUUUAUCAUUUUACAGUUUUGUGAACAAUGUGAUAAAACUGCACUUUCUCCAGGUUUCAGAGGAGAUCAGGCUUGUGUCAGAGUAAUUACCUUUGUCUCUCAAUACUGCCAACAAAUGGGGGCCAAAUGUUCUUAUGUUUUUAAAACAACUGUACAUUUCCAUGAGAGCGUGAAUAAAAAGGUUUUUAACAUCCAUCUCACUUUAAAGGUGGUUAAUUAAUUGCGUUGGUGCUUACAGACCUGAAGAUUAAACUGCAGCAUUUU
Molecule: messenger RNA, 4171 nt
Organism: Lates calcarifer (barramundi perch)
Lineage: Eukaryota; Metazoa; Chordata; Actinopteri; Centropomidae
Product: cysteine/serine-rich nuclear protein 3
Exons: 5
Coding region: 431-2242 (603 amino acids)
Biological process (GO): regulation of transcription by RNA polymerase II
Cellular component (GO): nucleus
Molecular function (GO): sequence-specific DNA binding; DNA-binding transcription factor activity, RNA polymerase II-specific
Source: RefSeq, a predicted model, not a curated record